Messenger RNA from Cannabis sativa, 1893 nucleotides. Its product is annotated as dol-P-Glc:Glc(2)Man(9)GlcNAc(2)-PP-Dol alpha-1,2-glucosyltransferase. The record is from RefSeq and is a predicted model, not a curated record. The transcript is spliced from 9 exons. Lineage: Eukaryota; Viridiplantae; Streptophyta; Magnoliopsida; Rosales; Cannabaceae. Gene Ontology annotation, cellular component: endoplasmic reticulum. Gene Ontology annotation, molecular function: dolichyl pyrophosphate Glc2Man9GlcNAc2 alpha-1,2-glucosyltransferase activity. Gene Ontology annotation, biological process: dolichol-linked oligosaccharide biosynthetic process; protein N-linked glycosylation. Bases 234 to 1799 code for a protein of 521 amino acids.
UGGCGCGUCCUCCACUGCCGAAACCUAACACCGCCGUCGCGUUAUGCCUCUGACUGUCGACUUUUAAUACUGGUCGCGCCGAGAUAUGUAGUGAUAAUCAAUGUCUUUGACUUCUCAACAUUGAUUUCGAAGUCUUUCAAUGUGAGACCAAAACACAGCAUUUUGAAAGUUCUGUUUCAUCACUGCGGCUGCUCAAUUGACGAAGGGGACAACCAGUGAGAGAAAUCGGAAAGAUGGGAAGAUUAGCAGUUGCAGUGAUGGUGAGCUUGUGGGUGAUUCCCAUUUCUAUCCUCGUCAAUCGUAUUGUGCCCGAACCCUACAUGGACGAGAUAUUCCACAUGCCUCAGGCUCAGCAGUACUGCAAAGGAAAUUUCAGAAGCUGGGAUCCAAUGAUUACCACUCCUCCUGGCCUGUACUAUCUUUCACUUGCCCAUGCUACUUUUCUGUUUCCAGGCUUGUCAUACAUAAAUGGAGCCUCCUCAAUUUUUGAAGUGUGCUCCCCUGUGAUCCUUCGAUCUGUAAAUGGUGUUUUGGCAGUAAUAUGCAGUAUUCUUCUGUAUGAGAUCAUAACCCUGUUGAGACCAGCCCUUGAUGAUAGAAAAGCUACAUUUUAUGCUGUUGUCCUUUCCAUGUAUCCUCUCCAUUGGUUCUUUACAUUUCUCUACUAUACAGAUGUAGCGUCACUUACUGCUGUGCUUGCUAUGUAUCUUGCUUGUUUGAGGAAGAGUUACUGGUUCAGCGGAUUGCUUGGUGCCAUGGCAGUGGCCAUUCGACAAACAAAUAUUAUAUGGAUGCUUUUUGUUGCAUGCAGUGAGAUCAUAAAUAUUACUUUAGGCCACCAAAGAGAUAAAAUAGACAUUGAUGAUGCCAGUGUCUCCAUCAGGAAAAAUAGUCAGCAGGCUCCUGAAAAUAAUGCCAUUUUGAGCUCAAACCUGAGAAAGAGAAUUAUCAGUAGUAAAUUAGAUACUGGUGCACAGUCAACUCACACUAGAAGUUCUACGUCAAGAAUAAGCACACCAGUGUUCUUGGCAUUUUUGGUUACUUUGACUGCAGGAUUGGUUGAUGAUAUUAUUGCUGUAUGUUUAACAAGUUUGCAUAUGAAGAAGAAGCUUUUUGUUGCUUUUUCCCCCUUUAUUAUCUUAUUGGUAGCAUUUGUUGCUUUUGUCCGCUGGAAUGGGAGUGUAGUUCUUGGUGCUAAAGAAGCUCAUGCUGUUUCAUUACAUUUUGCACAAAUCUUGUACUUCGGUAUAUUUUCUGCUCUUGUUUUGGCUCCGCUCUAUUUCAGUUUUGAAGAAACCAUAAAUUUUUUCCAGUCAUUCUGGAAGAAUAGGCCCCACAGUUUCUUUCAAGCAAUUUUGGCACUUAUUGCUGGCUUCAUCUCUGUUCAUUUCUUCAGCAUCGCUCAUCCAUAUCUUCUUGCUGAUAAUCGGCACUAUACCUUCUAUCUAUGGCGGAAGAUCAUCAAAGCUUAUUGGCCAAUGAAAUACCUCCUGGUCCCGCUAUAUGUGUAUUCGUGGCUUUCCAUCUGCACUAGAUUGGGGAAAGUUCAGAGGAAGAUUUGGGUGUUGGGAUAUUUUUUGGCCACUGCUGCAGUUCUGAUUCCUGCUCCACUGAUUGAGUUCAGAUACUACACCAUCCCAUUCAUUUUCUUGAUACUUCAUUCCCAUAAUAAUGAUAUCCAAAGCUGGGUUCUGAUGGGAUUUUUGUAUGUGGCCCUUAAUAUUUUCACAAUGAUCAUGUUCUUGUAUAGGCCAUUCCACUGGGACCAUGAGCUUGGGACCCAGAGGUUUAUAUGGUAGAAGAAAUAGAAUGGUCUUGAAUGCUUUUUCAAUAACUUUCAGUUAGACACAUUUACUAAACUCUUUCCAUAUAUAUAAAUUGUAAUAGUUCAAA